GAGAGCUCAUCUGUUGCUUGGCUGUGUUUCUCACUGCUGUCUUUUACCUCCAUGUGCCGUGGCGGUGAUGGCUCCCCGUCCUCUCUCCGACUGGCUGCGUGACUCCAAUGGCUGCUUCUGUCUGGCAACAUCAUGACAACAGAGAAAAGUUUAGUGGUCGAGGCUGAAAAUUCUCAGCACCAGCAACAGACGGAAGAGGGCGAGGGAGCCACAAACUCAGGACAGCAGGAAGCUCAACUGGAAGAGGCUUCUCAAGCAGCAGCUGAAGGGGACAAUCAGUGUGAGCAGAAGCUGAAGACAUCCAAUGGAGACACUCCGACUCACGAAGACCUGAACAAGAACAAGGAUCGGACAUCCGAAAGCAGAGGCCUCUCGCGACUGCUCUCCUCAUUUCUCAAAAGGCCCAAAUCUCAGGUCUCUGAGGAAGAAGUCAAAGAGGGAGAGUCAGAUAAAGAAAGAGGUGAAGGAGGUCAGAAAGAGACAGAAUUUGGAACCAGUCUUGAUGAAGAAAUUAUUUUAAAGGCCCCAAUUGCUGCACCUGAACCUGAGCUCAAAACAGAUCCUUCCUUGGACCUUCAUUCAUUAAGCAGUGCAGAAACACAGCCAGCUCAGGAAGAACACAGAGAAGAUCUAGAUUUUGAAACUAAGGAAGGAGAAGGAAUUGAAGAGUGCUCCAAAACAGAAGUAAAAGAAGAUCCUGAGUCAAAAACAGAAAGAGAAUUAAAAGCUUCCCAGAAAUCAGUCAGACGACACAGAAACAUGCACUGCAAGGUUUCUUUGUUGGAUGACACAGUUUAUGAAUGUGUCGUGGAGAAACAUGCUAAGGGACAAGAUUUGCUUAAAAGAGUAUGUGAACACCUCAAUCUUUUGGAGGAAGACUACUUUGGUCUAGCCAUUUGGGAUAGUGUAAGCUCUAAGACAUGGCUGGAUUCUGCCAAAGAAAUCAAAAAGCAAGUUCGAGGUGUCCCAUGGAAUUUUACAUUCAACGUAAAGUUUUAUCCACCUGAUCCAGCACAGUUAACAGAGGACAUAACAAGAUAUUAUUUAUGUCUUCAGCUUCGACAGGACAUUGUUGCAGGACGUCUGCCCUGUUCCUUUGCAACCUUAGCAUUAUUGGGUUCUUACACCAUCCAGUCUGAACUGGGAGACUACGAUCCAGAACUCCAUGGUGUGGAUUAUGUUAGUGAUUUUCAUCUGGCCCCAAAUCAGACCAAGGAACUUGAAGAGAAGGUCAUGGAACUGCAUAAAUCAUACAGGUCCAUGACUCCAGCUCAGGCUGACUUGGAAUUUCUUGAGAAUGCCAAAAAGUUGUCUAUGUAUGGUGUCGAUCUGCAUAAAGCAAAGGACUUGGAGGGAGUGGAUAUCAUCCUAGGUGUCUGCUCUAGUGGCCUUUUGGUUUACAAAGAUAAGUUGAGAAUUAACCGUUUUCCUUGGCCCAAAGUACUGAAGAUUUCUUAUAAACGCAGCAGCUUUUUCAUCAAGAUCCGGCCUGGAGAGGACAUCCUCAGGAGUGACUUUCUUCUGCAAGAACAAUACGAAAGUACCAUUGGAUUCAAACUUCCCAGUUACCGAGCAGCUAAGAAAUUAUGGAAAGUCUGUGUAGAACAUCACACAUUUUUCAGACUGACAUCUACAGACACCAUUCCCAAAAGCAAAUUUCUUGCCCUGGGAUCCAAAUUUCGAUAUAGCGGCCGGACUCAAGCUCAGACCAGGCAAGCUAGUGCUCUGAUUGACAGGCCUGCCCCACACUUCGAGCGCACAGCAAGCAAACGGGCAUCCCGGAGUCUCGAUGGAGCAGCAGCUGCUGAUUCAGCAGACCGAAGUCCUCGGCCCACCUCUGCACCAGCCAUUGCUCAGAGUCAGGUCACUGAGGGCAACGGCCCAGAGGAAUCUGCCAAAAAAACACCAAAGGAAACAGUGAAGGUUGAAGGGAAAAGAGAAGAGGAGCCACCGGAGCAAGCUGAGCCAGAGCCCACAGAAGCAUGGAAGGUGGAAAAAACCCACAUCGAGGUCACAGUACCCACCUCAAAUGGUGACCAAACACAGAAGCUUGCAGAAAAACCCGAAGAUCUGAUAAGAAUGAGGAAGAAAAAGAGAGAGAGACUAGAUGGUGAAAACAUUUAUAUCAGACAUAGCAAUUUAAUGUUGGAGGAUUUGGACAAAAGUCAAGAAGAGAUCAAAAAACAUCAUGCCAGCAUUAGUGAGCUGAAAAAGAACUUCAUGGAGUCUGUGCCAGAACCACGGCCCAGCGAAUGGGAUAAACGCUUGUCUACUCAUUCCCCGUUCCGGACGCUUAACAUCAACGGGCAAAUCCCCACAGGAGAAGGAAGUAUAAAUGGCAUUCGCACCGAGGAGGUGGCUGUCGUGACAAAAGGGUCAUCUACUAACCCUGACUCUGAAUGGGAGGGCCCCAAGCAGUUGGUAGUUCCUAGUGAGAGCCAGAUGACCACCCCAUCAGCGUCUCCACAGAGCUUUAACCUUGGCUCCCUCUCCACAAGCAGCAAGGAGACAGAGCAGAAGGAACAGGGGGCAGCUGGCUCUCCUGAUACUAAGGAGAUGCUAAGAGGCCCAAGUGGGGAAUGUCCAGGAGUGGAGGGACAGGCCAGUGUCUUAACACCCUCAGUAACACCAGCUUCCUGUCAGCUGCAACUUGGUGAAAAAAAGGCAGACAGUAGUGAAGAACAUGUCACACCAGGAGAGCCACUUGGAAAACAAAACGGAUCAUUUCUUGACUUACGUGUGGGUACCCAGUUCCCCACCCUCAUUCGAAGUUUCCAGCCCCCACUGGUGAAGACUCAAACUGUCACCAUAUCAGAUACUGCAAAUGCUGUGAAAAGUGAAAUCCCGACCAAAGACGUCCCCAUUGUCCACACCGAGACCAAGACCAUCACUUAUGAGGCUGCCCAGACUGAGGACAGCAAUGGGGACUUGGACCCGGGAGUCUUGCUGACAGCCCAGACCAUCACAUCUGAGACCACAAGCAGCACCACCACAACUCAGAUUACCAAGACUGUAAAGGGUGGAAUAUCAGAGACCCGGAUUGAGAAGAGAAUUGUGAUCACAGGAGAUGCUGAUAUUGACCAUGACCAGGUCCUUGUACAAGCUAUCAAGGAGGCAAAAGAACAGCACCCAGACAUGUCUGUGACCAAGGUGGUUGUCCAUCAGGAGACUGAGAUCGCUGAGGACUGAGCUCAGGAACUGUCCUGCCCCCAACUCCCUGCCCUUCUCCCAUCCAAGAAAAACCAGCGAUGAUACAGAGCCAACCUGCAAUAGUCAGACUUCAGACUUUCAAGAUUACUUUAAACCACCAGGAAGUUUUCAUUUUCUAUUUGGAGUUUAUACCAAGAGAUUCUUCUAGCUAUCACUGAUCCUUUUGAAGACCUUUUUCUAUAUUGUGAUAUCAGAAAUUGCUCAGCUUUUCACUCUAUGGACUAUUCCUAAAGAGUUUUUUUACGGAGCGGUUUGUAACCCCUCCAACCUAGCCUCCCCCCAUUUAUUUCCAGCCCAGAUACUAACAGGGUCCACAGAAUUCUUCAGGAAAUCCUCCAGAGACCCUGUCAGCUGUGUUGGAGGCCAAAGUCAGCUCAGUGGGACUCCCCGCUCCUGCCCUAGUUUUAUACCCUCUGGAUGACAGCGAAACUUCAUGAACCAGCUCUUUCUCAGAGCUAAGAUGCCACUUUACCAGAAUAUCAGGCAGCAUGACUGCCCUGAUCCAUAGACCCCAGAAAAAUGUCCUGUCCCUCUGUUAGAGUGUUUUUGGUGAGGCAGAGACCUCCGCUGAGAAUGUAGUGCUGUUCUCCCUCCCUCCCUCCCGCGCGCUCUGUUUUGGAGCUUCUUUUGGUCAGAGACAUAAGAAGUUGCUUCAGGUAGAUCUGAUACUGUGAAUGUUUGAACAUACCCGUGGCCUUCACCUCCCCAGUUGCCCUUGUACCUCAGCAGCAGCGGUGGCUCUGCCAAGCACUCCCCUAGGCUCCCGUCUUAGGAGACCAAAACUCACGGAAAAGUAGGCACCUUUGGCCAAAAGCUCUAAUGGAAUGUUUCAGUGGCGGUUUGGGGAAGGAAAGCUAAUGAGGUUUUUAGAAUAAGGUGUUCUAGUUCUGGGAGUGCGCACUUCAUGCUGAGGAGUGGUGCUUACCUCAGUCUUCUAAGGAGUGUUUCAGGUAACCAGGUCUGGGCCUUUCUUUUAUUGUCACAAGGGAUGUAGCUCAGACAGGAGCUGUGUUCUCUGACCUUCCUCCUGAGAGGCACCUGCCUGAGGACAUCCUUCUGGAGCAAGGGGAUUAUCGGCUUCUAGGGACCAUCCCUCCCACAGGACACCACAUGACGGGAAUAAGCCCUAGGGCUGCUCAUCCCCCCUCGCCACCUGAGGUCUGUCAGGUUUUGUGGGCUUGAUUUUGUGGUGGGUUUUAGAUUUAGGUUUUUUUAUUUGCCUUGGUUUUGAAAGUGAGGACUGAUGUCCCCAAUUCCUGGUAAGGAUUUGGGGCAUUUUUAUUCAAUAGGGCUUCUCUAAUCCUCCAGCUUGCUUCCCACAACAGAUCUGCCUGGAAGCUUCUUAGAAUCCUAAUUCUAGGCUAGAAGCGAACUUCAUGAGAUUAGUCAGUGAGUCACUGACAGCGAUCACCGGGGCUCAAGGACACUGAGCGUGAGCACAGUCUGAAGCCAGCAGCACGUGUCCAAAGUCUCUACUAGCCGAGUGUUACUUAGACAAACUCAGCUGAUGUGAACUGAUUGCGAGUGUGUGCGUUUUUUUCUUUUAGUUCUCAGGUGAGAUCACUAUUGCCAACAGGCAGCUCAGGAGGGAGGGGAGAGUCGGGGGAGUUAUGACAGGCUGGGGGGCAGCGGGUUGUUCUGUCUCAGGAGCAGAUGUACAGGCUGUGGCAUAGGGUCUGGCGUGAUGAGGCUUUCUGGGGGCCCAAGCCAGGACUGUGUUGUCAGGUUUGAACCCCUGUCCCAUCAAACAGACGGAUAAUGAGCUUACUUUCAAGUGGUCAGGUGUCCUGCCGAAGGAGCUACCAAUGCUCACGAUGCGGAAACCUAGAGCUGGGCGCAGUGGUAUGCACCCAGGAUCCCGGCUGCUUGGGAGGCUGAGGCAGGAGUUUUGUAAGUUUGUAUCCAGCCUUAGCAACAGAGCAAGACCCUAUCUCCAAAACAAACAAAAACUGGAGACCUGUGGGAGGAAGAGGAUGGGCGAAGGGAGGGGCACAUGCAUGUCUCUUCAGCAUCCCCAAUGUUCUGUGCUCUCCAGAUCAGUGUGGCAGCCUUCAUAGCACAGGACCUCGCAUCUGGGGGCCUAAGCUUUCCUCAGCUCUGCCGCCAGCUCCCUCCUCCUCUGUCAGUUGAACCAGAAUUACACUAACUUCCUCCCAGGCCGCUUCCCCUUCCUCCCAUUCUGGCAACAGAUCUUGGAGUUUGGCAAUUGUUUGGAUUUUUUUUUUU
Ictidomys tridecemlineatus (thirteen-lined ground squirrel) is the source of this 5436-nucleotide messenger RNA. Lineage: Eukaryota; Metazoa; Chordata; Mammalia; Rodentia; Sciuridae. The record is from RefSeq and is a predicted model, not a curated record.